AUGGGUUAUAGAGUCUUUCAUACCGUGAAGGACGGUGGUGACCAGGCGGGAGAACGAACUCUAGGCGGUCAACUGCCGAUGGAUGUUCAUUUCAUCAAUGUCGACAGGCCCGGCCGUGUCCCCAACUGGCAGCUCAGUCAGAUCACGGCACACGCGAUGCGUAGGAACCAUGAACGGCGUCGUGGCCUUGAAGUCCUUACGGCAAGAGUACAACCUAUCCCAAGGGUGGACCGCAGUCUCGGUGAUAGGAAUCAUCUGCCUGAACAACCUAACGUCCCCAACGAAGCUCUGGACGUUCGAUCCCAAUGGCCCCUGCUGAAGCAUGCCACGGCAGCCAAUGCGAACACCAAAGUACCGCCUACUCGUACUCCUGGGGACCAGAGGGCCCACUCCAGCUCGCUAUCUUCCCCAUCGGUGUGCCUAAGCACACAUGGAUCUUCCCCAGAGAUGUUCUCAGUCGACGCGCACGCGGACCCCUGUCGCUGCCCGGAAUGUCGAGCCGAAUCAUUAAUAGCUCUUGCAGCGUUCUCUACCGACAACGUUUUUGGUGGCCUGCGAACCGACCCAUUCCUCCGAUACCCUAUUGCAUUUCAGGACUAUUUUCCGGCUGUAAUCGACCAUUGUAGGGAGAUCAUAGCACCGAGUCCUGCCUAUUUCGAGCUCUUUAUGACGCACGAUGUCUUAUUUGAGGCCCUCAUCACUUGGAUAUUGUGUACCUACUUGCUUCACACCCCCGAGCUGAAAAAGGCCAUGCUCUACCAUUAUGGGGGUUCUCUGUCGAAGAUUAGGGAACUGCUCCUCUUCCCCGGUUCCACUCGAAAGGCUGUCAUGGCAGCCAUUGCUAAUUUGGCUGGGGUCUGCGCUUACUUUGAAGAUGAUGCAUCAUUCACCAUGCAUCGCAACGCACUACAUUAUCUGGGUCGCUUCAAGGACGAUGAGGACAUGCGCAAGCGUGAUAUCCGUGCGUCGACCAAACGUCCUUCUAGCUUUCCCAGCCACGAUGCUUUGUCAUACGCUCAACCCAGGAUGAAGGGACAAGCAAGCGGCCCCUUGGGCUGCUCCUCUUUUCUGACCGCAGGACUGUCCACUCCCAACGAGCCGAUAUACCCAAGUCUCCCAUUCUCCGCCGAGGUGUCAGCGCGCCUUUCCCGGGUCUGUGAAGGGUUCAGAGAGCUGGCCUUGCGCAGGAUUCUUUCGAUCCAGGUCAUCGAACGGCUAGCCAUGGAAAGAGGCCAAAUCGUUCGCCUCGCCUCACGAGCGACAAGAGACCGUGAACAGUCUCGAGUGCUCAGAGAACGGUUGACACCAAUCGAGCGCCUGCUCUGGCUGGGCUUCUCGGUGUUUCACUUAUACACGGCCUCGUUCCAACUGGACCGCGAGGAAAUGGCAGAAACUUUCCUCGAGUGCUCCCGAAAGAUGGUCCGUGGUUCUCAACUGGAAAAUGAUUGUCUUCUAUGGGGUGGGUGCGUGGUCACAGCGACCAAAGAAAUCGAAGGGUGUUCGCUUCCACAGGGCGAAGCCGUGACGAGAACGCUUCUCUCGAGGUUCAAAAUGAGCAUCGACGAAAUGAACGAUGUGGCGCAGAGAUUUCUCUGGAACGAGUCCAUGAGCUCUUGCCUGACAGCAGCCUUGCGUCACCGCUUCAUUGUUGCGUCAAAGAUCGAAGAAACCGCCGAGUGGCGUACAUGGCUUUGA
Fonsecaea erecta is the source of this 1695-nucleotide messenger RNA. RefSeq lists its product as hypothetical. The transcript has 3 exons. The coding region runs from base 1 to 1695 and encodes 564 amino acids. Lineage: Eukaryota; Fungi; Ascomycota; Eurotiomycetes; Chaetothyriales; Herpotrichiellaceae. The record is from RefSeq and is a predicted model, not a curated record.